This is a messenger RNA of Bombus impatiens (common eastern bumble bee), 1105 nucleotides long. RefSeq names its product myosin regulatory light chain sqh (gene sqh). Gene Ontology annotation, cellular component: myosin II complex; cytoplasm. Gene Ontology annotation, molecular function: calcium ion binding; myosin heavy chain binding. Gene Ontology annotation, biological process: locomotion; post-embryonic development. The transcript has 4 exons. NCBI's taxonomy places the organism in Eukaryota, Metazoa, Arthropoda, Insecta, Hymenoptera, Apidae. Bases 153 to 677 code for a protein of 174 amino acids. The record is from RefSeq and is a predicted model, not a curated record.
UGAUCCUUCACUAGAUGGCGUUACUUGCCCGGGUGUGGUGAAUAACCAUAGAGUGACGCGUAACGUGAGUCACAGUGGUGCACGAGUAUCUGUGCUGUACGCUUUUUGGAGUUCUUCUCGUUUCGAAGCUGCUAUAAAUCAGGAAUACAAACAUGUCUUCGCGUAAAACAGCCGGACGCCGUGCAACAACCAAAAAGCGUGCACAACGCGCAACAUCAAACGUCUUCGCGAUGUUUGAUCAAGCUCAAAUCGCUGAAUUUAAGGAAGCUUUCAAUAUGAUCGACCAAAAUCACGAUGGUUUCAUCGAUAAAGAAGACCUUCACGACAUGCUUGCCUCGUUAGGUAAAAAUCCUACUGACGAAUACUUGGAGGGAAUGAUGAAUGAGGCUCCAGGACCUAUCAAUUUUACAAUGUUUUUAACUUUAUUCGGCGAAAGACUUCAAGGCACAGAUCCGGAAGAUGUAAUUAAGAAUGCCUUUGGUUGUUUCGACGAAGAAAAUACUGGACACAUAAACGAAGAACGUCUUCGAGAAUUACUCACUACAAUGGGAGACAGAUUUACGGAUGACGACGUGGACGAAAUGUAUCGAGAAGCACCUAUCAAAGGAUCGAUGUUCGACUAUAUAGAAUUUACCCGAAUUUUAAAACACGGUGCUAAAGACAAGGAUGAACAGUGAAAGAUUUGAAAUAUCCCGUUCUUUAUAUCUGUUUGAUUGAGCGUGUAACACUUUUUAAUAUGGUUGAAAUUGUAAAGUUUCAAAUAUCACUUGUAUUUUAUAUAUCCUCUAUUAAUGAGAACAACUGAAAAUCUAGGAUUUAUAUUAUUUGUCGAACAACUGCCUUAUCUCUAGGUCCUAAAUGUACAAGUCCCAAAACACGUGAACAUUUGUCAUAUUCAUUUCAAAUCAAAAUGUUCAUAUAUACAACCUACGCGAACGGAGAUAAAGAACAGAAAAAUUAAUUCACAUCUUAAUACGAACUACAAUCACUGUAAAAUCGAUAGAAAAAAUUCGAUAUGUAAUAUAUAUUAUAUACUACAUUAACAUAUAGUUGUUAAAGAGUUGGUAUUUAUAUUUUAAUAUAAUAAUGAAUUAUACAUUAAAAA